This is a messenger RNA of Paramecium pentaurelia, 1069 nucleotides long. Lineage: Eukaryota; Ciliophora; Oligohymenophorea; Peniculida; Parameciidae. The record is from the annotation of a GenBank genome assembly.
UAUGUCAAGUGCUCUAUCUUUAGCAGGCUAAAAAUGGAAAGAGUUUUGGGGAAUAUCCAAAACAUAAAACAUACAAUUGGAAGAUAAGAAAAAGUAAAUAAAUGAAGCAGAUUAAUAUAUCAGAUUAGCAGGUAGAGCUAUCUAAGGAAUUGUAUUUUAACAUUAAUGUACAAUUAUAUCAAAUUAAAUAAAGAAAUGCAAUUGUUAUAUGGAUUGUUAAGUUAAGUCCUAAAAAAACUUGAUGAAUUAGAAAAGUCAUAAGAAGGUGUGUUAUUAGCAAAAACAUUUGAUUCUUUAUCUUCUUUACAUUUAUCAAAAAUUGAGAGUAUUCACAAAGCAAAUGAUAGUUUUUAAGAAUGGUUUGAUACUAUUGAAUAACUAAGAUAGAUGCUUGAUAAAUAUUAAGAAAAUAGGUUAGUUUAUGAUCACUAUAGAUUAAAAGUGGAUUAACUGAAAAAUUCUAAAGAUUAAUAAAGGUUUCAAAGAGUAAUUCUUUAUUAAGUAAUCUUAGAAUGAGAAAAAGUAUAAUAAUGCGAAUACAUAAUUUUAAGGCAUCAGUAAUUAGAUUAUUCAGAAAAUGGAUUAGAUUUUGAACAAUAAAAGAAAUAUGUUCAAUAAAGCUUAUUAAAUAGUUAUAUAAAAUGAAACAGAAAUAUAUUAUCAAGCUUAUAAAAAAUUAAUAAAACAUGAAGAUUUCAAACCUAAAUUUGGAUGUGAUAAUUAAAAAUAAUAAAUUGAUAUCAAUGAUACAAAAUAAAAAGAAUAAAAUGAUUUAAAUAAUAUUGAAUGCAAAUCAGAUGAAAAUAUUAGCAUUAAAGAUAUACCAGCAUAAGGAUAAGAUUGGAAUCCAUUUGAAUAAAAUAAUAAAAGUCCUUAUGAAGAUCAAUUAGCUCAAUCUUAAAUUGUUUAAUCUUAUUUUUCUUAAGGAGCAUAAGAAUCAGUUAAUCCAUUUGAAUCAGGAGAUGUAGCUAGUUUUCCAUCAAUUUAUAUGCCAGACUAGAAAUAUCAAUCUAAUUAUAAAAUGGAUUAUGAGAAAUUUAAGCAAUCAACGAAGCAGCCUUUAGAAUGA